CAUUUUCAUAAUAAUAAUGCUAAAAGCUUAUUGUUCACUUACUGUCAAGCAUCAUGUCUGAGUCAGCUGAGUACAAAGCAUUCAAGGACUGUCACAGCAGUCUUAUUACUUGCAUCAAGCAGUCUCCCAAAGAUAUCUGUGAUCAUUUACUCCCUUUUGAGAUUCUAGCACCAAACGAUCGAGAUUAUCUCAAGAAUGACACUCAUGAUGAUGGUGACAAAGCACGACGAAUACUUGAUGCUGUACUGCUCCAGAUGGAAAAUAGUCCACUGGUUUUUCAUUCAUUCGUUAGUGCUCUUGAAAAAGCUGGUAGUUUUACGAAGGCUGGUGUACAAAAACUCAAUGAUGCAUUACAGAGACAACAUCAACAGUGCGAUCAAAGUCAAAGAAUAGAAGAGAGUGGAUAUGAGAGCUAUCCAAUAAACCUGCUACAACCAUUUCCUAUGCCGUUUGGAUUUGUCAUGGCUGACGAAACUAUAUCAGGCAUUCUUGAAUUACCCUCCGUGGAUGAUAAAGAGACACUACCUAAUCCAUUAGAGCACCCUCCUGAUGACGCUGAAGUAGGAGCAGACCUCAGAGCAGCUGCAACAAGUCGACAAGAAGCCCCUACUGUUGAUACAUUUGAAGGACGAUUGCUACAAACCUUCCAAAGUAGAGAAUUUGAACAAGCCAUUGAGCUUCUAUCUCAGGCUGAAAGUCAGUACAUUGAUCUGAGAGGUGUGUCUGAUGCAGAUGGCAAAACUCUCCUUCAUCUUGCAUGUCGUAAUGACUGGAUGGACUGGCAUGGCAUUGUGUGUAGCCUCAUCGAUAAACACCAUUGCGAUGUCACAGCAGUAGAUGAAGAUGGGAACACACCUCUUCAUGAGGCAUAUCAAUGUGGCAAUCUCUUAUCAGUAAAGUAUCUGCUUAGCUUACCGACUUGUAAUCCUGAUGCAGUCAACAAGCACGAGUACACUGUGCUGAGAAUGGCCCUUGAAAAGAAUGACAGAAAAUCUGUAAGAAAUCUUUUAGCGACAGGACGAGUCGAUCCUAGGAAAGGUAGCUCAUGUGGUCAUACAUAUCCAGAACUACUUGCAAUAAAUCAGCUUCAACCACAACCACAAAAUUACGAUGGCUCAGCUCUUCAAAUGGUGACUCAGUUCGCAAAAUGUAUGGAGAGUAGCAAAUGCAGUAUUUGCCCGCCUUUCACUUCUUAUUGCUUGCGAGAUACCCUCCAUAAAAUCUUGAAGAAUCGUGAUCAAGUUUCAAUCCCUAAAAUAGUAGAUUGUAUUAAAGAGAACAUGUUGCCUCUUCCAGCAAACCCAGACGAGAUUCAUGAUUUGCUUGUGGAUAUUCAAAGCUUGUCAGACGAGUUUAACAUAUGUACUAAUGAAUUAGGGGAACUUCAAGUUCAAAGAAGAGACACAGCUUUAAGAUAUGAGAGCUAUCCAGUGAGCCUGCUACAACCAUUUCCUAUGCCGUCUGGAUUUGUCAUAGCUAAUGAAACUAUAUCAGUUCUUGAGUUACCUACCAUGGGCGAUGGGGAUGGAGAGACACUACCUGAUCCAUUAGAGCACCCUCCUGAUGACGCUGAAGUGGGAGCGGACCUCAGAGCAGCUGCAAUAAGUCGACAAGAAGCCCCCACUGUUGAUUCAUUUGAAGGACGAUUGCUGCAAACCUUCCAAAGUGGAGAAUUUUACCAAGCCAUUGAGAUUCUAUCUAAAGCUGAAUAUCAGUCCAUUGAUCUGAGGAGUGUGUCUGAUGCAGAUGGUAAAACACUCCUUCAUCUUGCAUGUCGCAAAGGCGGAGUAGACUGGAAGAGCAUUGUGUGUAGCCUCAUCGAUAAACACCAUUGCGAUGUUGCAGCAAUGGAUGAAGAUGGGAACACGCCCCUUCAUGAAGCAUAUCAAUAUGUCAAUCUCUCAAUAGUAGAGUACCUGCUUAGUUUACCGACUUGUAAUCCUGAUACCAUAAACAAACAGGAGUACACUGUACUGAGAAUGGCCCUUGAGUUAAAUGACAAAAGGACUGUGAGAGAUCUUCUAGCGACAGGACAAGUCGAUCCUAGAAAAGGUAGCUCACGUGGUCAUACAUAUCCAGAACUACUUGCAAUGAAUCAGCUUCAACCACACAAUUACGAUGGCUCAGCUCUUCAAAUGGUGACCCAGUUUUCAGAGUGCAUGGAGAGUAGCAAAUGCAGUAUUUGCCCGCCUUUCACUUCUUAUUGCUUGCAUGAUACACUCCACAAGAUCUUGAAGAAUCGUGAUCAAGUUUCAAUCACUGAAAUAGUGAAUUGUAUUAAAGAGAACAUGUUACCUCUUCCAGCAAACUCAGACAAGAUUCAUGAUUUGCUUAUGCAUAUUCAAAGCUUGUCAGACGAGUUUGACAUACGUACUGACGAAUUAGGGGAACUUCAAGUUCAAAGAAGAGAUACGGCUUUAAGAUAUGAGAGAAAUCUGCUACAACCAUUUCCUAUGCCGUCUGGAUAUGUCAUGGCUGAUCAAACUACAUCAGACAUUCUUGAGUUACCUACCACGGACGAUGGAAAGACACUACCUGAUCCAUUAGAACACCCUCCCGAUGACGCUGAAGUGGGAGCGGACCUCAGAGCAGCUGCAACAAGUCGACAGAAAGCACCUUCUGUUGAUUCAUUGCUGCAAACCUUCCAAAGUGGAGAAUUUGAGCAAGUCAUUGAACUUCUAUCGCAGGCUGAAAGUCAGUCCAUUGAUCUGAGAGGUGUGUCUGAUGCAGACGGCAAAACUCUCCUUCAUCUUGCAUGUCGCAAAAACUGGGUGGAAUGGCACCACAUCGUGUGUAGCCUCGUCGAUAAACACCAUUGCGAUGUCGCAGCAGUGGAUGAAGAUGGGAACACACCCCUUCACGAGGCAUAUCAAUGUGGCAAUCUCUUAUCAGUAGAGUACCUACUUAGUAUACCGACUUCUAAUCCUGAUGCAAUCAACAAACACGAGUACACUGUACUGAGAAUGAGCCUAGAGGCAGAUGACAGAAAAACUGUAAGAGAUCUUUUAGCGACAGGACGAGUCGAUCCUAGAAAAGGUAGCUCACGUGGUCAUACAUAUCCAGAACUACUUGCAAUGAAUCAGCUUCAACCACAAGAUUAUGAUGGCUCAGCUCUUCAAAUGGUGACCCAGUUUUCAGAGUGCAUGGAGAGUAGCAAAUGCAGUAUUUGCCCCCCUUUCACUUCUUACUGCUUGCGUGACACCCUCCAUAAAAUCUUAAAGAAUCGUAAUCAAGUUUCAAUCACUGGAAUAGUGAAUUAUAUUAAGAAGAACUUGUUACCUCUUCCAGUAAUCCCAGAUGAAAUUCAUGGUUUACUUCUUGCCUUGUCAGACGAGUUUGACAUGUGUGGGGAGCCUACUAACAAUUUUGGAGGAAUUCAAGUCAAAAAGAAAGGAGCUAGAUCUGCAGCAGCACACUUUCAACAUGAUAUUCAACAGCAGAGGGCAGGGCAAUCUCCUGGGAAUUUCGAAUUGCUUGCAGCUAGCAGCUUCACUGAAGUUGAGGUGCCAGCUGCAGCCAAAAAUAUCACUGAAGAUGAAGAAACACCUGACUACCACUCCGAUGCAAGUGACGCAGUGCCCCUUUUGCAACAAUCACAUACAGAGGUGCAGAAAUCAACACGAAGUUGUAAUAUAGAUGAGUCCGACGUUUACUGUGCAUAUACAAUGUGCUUAUUUUGUUACUUUUGUUGGUUUGUUGUCUUCUUGAUUCUCGGAAUAUGUGGUGCAGUAUUGUACAAUGGCUAUUCAUUUGUUGGUACUACUGAUGUGGUACAAAUUCACCGGCAAUCUGUGCCACUAAUUGCUAUUCAUAAUUUAUCAGCUAAUUUCAUUCGGCUCACAGAGAUCAAUGAAACAGACUUAGUCCCCAUUAGCUUCUACAUGUUAAACGAUUGCUCUUCUAAAGAUGUAUUUAUAGACAUUAAGAUCAAUGAGAUUGUGACUGUAAGCUUUGACUCUCCGACUGACAAGAGCAAGGCUGUUACUGAGUGGUAUCUCCUUGGAAACACUACACUUACUGUAGAUAUCACCACUGUUGUCAUUUCUAACUUUUCAACCAAUCAUUGUAUUGCGUUUUUUCUUGUUUUCGACAGUGUCAACAAGUUCUCAAACUUCAUUUCAAGUUCUUCUUUAGAUAAAGAAUUCUAUUACAAAGAAUGUAUUGCAAAUGAAAAAUCACAAACGAUGAAUAUAACAUUCAACAAACCAUCAUACUACUAUAUUGGUUUGUACACAGACAUUCCCACUGAAGCUACUACUUUCUCUUUACACUUUCUCGGAACAUAUCUUCAAUAUGAAAUUUCAAACGGGAACGCUGUCUGUACUAUAGACUCUCUUGAUAAUUUAAAUUGUGAUUUUUCUCCAAAUAUACUAAAUACCAACCAGCAAAGUUGUAUUGUUGGUUCUGUUCCACCUAUAUAUACUGAUACACCAUUUGGAGUAAAAAGAGCAACUGUAGCCCUUUACACUGCUGCUAACUCAGACGCAGCAAUAGAUGCAUAUUUUUUUAUUCCUCUGUUAUUGUCUGUUUUCUCAUUUUGUACUGUGACUAUAUGUUUUUGUUCCAAACUUUUUUAUGAUAGUUAGUGAUUUAUGAUUCAUGUUUUGAAAUUAUUGAUCUCGCUAA
Halichondria panicea is the source of this 4626-nucleotide messenger RNA. RefSeq lists its product as uncharacterized. NCBI's taxonomy places the organism in Eukaryota, Metazoa, Porifera, Demospongiae, Suberitida, Halichondriidae. Gene Ontology annotation, molecular function: protein binding. The record is from RefSeq and is a predicted model, not a curated record. Gene Ontology annotation, biological process: regulation of apoptotic process. The transcript is spliced from 12 exons. The coding region runs from base 54 to 4586 and encodes 1510 amino acids.